Molecule: messenger RNA, 968 nt
Organism: Paramuricea clavata
Lineage: Eukaryota; Metazoa; Cnidaria; Anthozoa; Malacalcyonacea; Plexauridae
Source: the annotation of a GenBank genome assembly
AUGAUGAUCACAAACUGGCGGGCUAAUGUAGAUUUGCAAGUCAUUGUAGAUGAGAAAGCUUGUGCAAGAUACAUGGCCAAGUAUGCUGCGAAAGGAGAACCCCGAUCGAAAUCAGCGUCAGAAAUACUAAAAUUGUCUGUGUCCUCAUUACAGAAUGAUGAUCAAGUCUCUUCAGCCUUCAAGAAAGCAAUGAUCCAAGUUGCUGGGGAUAGAGAUAUGGCAGCACAAGAAACUGCGCACAUGCUACUUAGUCUACCACUGAUUGGCUGCACAUUUAGUUUUGUUACUAUUUCUUUAGAUAACAGCAGGAAGGUUAAUAUUGAUGCAGAAAAUGAAGGCGAUGAGGUACUUCAAAAAUCUGCGCUACAAGAAUAUAUGCAGAACGUACAAAAUUGAAGAGUAGGUAUACAGGCUUGUCUCAGCUAAAUCUGAUGCAAUAUGUGUCACAGUACACCAAAGUCAGAGGUGAGUUGACAAAACAAGCGAAUCCAUACAUUGUCAGGACAUUUCCAAAGAUUUCCGCUAAUCCUGCUGGUCCUGAUUUUGGAAAAUACUGCAAAUAUCAACUAAUGAAGUUUAAACCAUGGGAGGGUCAACCAUCAAGUGCUCGGAACAACGAGGAUGAAAGUGAUCAAAUGUUUAUUAAUGCAUAUGAAUUUUUUCUUAUGACAGAUGAAUUUGCGGAAGAAAAUGUGUUUAGGUUAAGGUGCUUAGGAGAAAGAGUUCAUGAUGCGCAAUGUGGUCAAACCUUUGAAAACGAUCCAAGUGACAAUCAAGAUGAUGACAACGAAAGUGAAGUUGACCCUGAUGAGGAGGAAAUCGAUGAUUGGAUAUUGUUAUGGGCAAUUUCACGUUGCGGACAUUACAUUCACAGAAAAACAAUUAAUACAAAACAUGCUCUGUUUCCUGUUUGCAACAGUUUCAGAUCUGGGAACUUUGUCAUAGAAAACCUUAAGGGGACCUCUUAA